AUGUCUACAGCCAACUCAUCUCUCCCAGAAGUCAUCUCUAACGGGUCCAUCAAAUAUGAAGAACUCCGAACCCGAUUCUUCAACAGCCGUAUACCAGACACCAAACCAGCGGAAAUCUACUGUCCCAAAACAACCCCCGAAGUGGCCGCAAUCAUCCAGCAAGCAAAGAAAAGAAGAUUGAAAGUGGGUGUCAGAUCAGGAGGUCUUCUCUUCCCUUGCACCUCUUUAAUCCCAGACGGAGUUUUGGCCGACACUCUCCACCUCAAUGCUGGAAUCGAGUAUGACUCCCAGACACAACUUGUCUCGUUUCCCCCAGCAGCUCGCUCGAAGGAUCUCGCGGACGCGUUGAUCCCUCUCGGCCGGUUCUUCCCAUUUGGACACUCACCCACAGUCGCGGCUGGUGGGUUCUGUCUUGCCGGUGGCCAGGGGUGGUUCAUGCGUGGCUGGGGCUUCGUGACGCCAAAUGGAGAAGUGAUUCGAGCGAGCAAGACAGAGAACCCGGAUGUUUUCUGGGCUGCCCGAGGAAGCGGACAGUGUUUCUUUGGAGUUGUGACGAGGUUUUGGGGGAAGACGAUUCCUGCGCGCAGGUUGUUUGAGAGGGUGCGUGUGUUUGACUGUACGGAUUCUUUUGCAGAAGUUGUCCACUGGGUUUUUGAUGUUAAUGACCGCACACAGAAGGAGGGUGUUGAGAUUGCGGCGGCUACGUUUCGGCCAGAUAAAGAGGUGGAAAGGCUUGGUGAUGAAGUUGGCGAUACGAGGAUAUUUAUGGGGGUGAGUUCAUUGGCUUUUACGGAUAGUAUCGAUGAGGCUAGGCGGAUUCUGAAUGCGAGCGAAGAUGUUCCAGAGGGAUUACAGAAAAGCCUCGUGGUUACAAUUCCCCUCGAGGAGAAAAGCUGGGACCAGCUAUUCGAAGCCCAAGACAGGUUCACUCCAGCAGGGAACGGGGAGAGAUGGCAAUGCGACAGCAUCCUGAACAAUCCUGAUAUUCCUCGUAGUCAGUUAAUCGAAGCCAUUCAACCCGCCCUCUGCGAUCUCCCCUCUCGUCGCUCUGUCGGAUGCAUCUAUAUCGGAGACUACACUCCUGAUGAAAAGGAUCAAGCCAUCAGUCUUCCGCAUCAGUAUUGCAUCUCCACCAUGACGUGCUGGAAAGAUCCUACAUGGGAUGAACGGAUGCGUCGAUGGAUGUACGAGGUGUAUAGCAGGGCAGCACCGGUGUCGUGUGGACAGUAUAUCGCUGACUUGGAUGCGAAGCAGCGGAUGACUCCGGUCAUGAGUGAAAAUGCCCUCGACAGAUUUUUGAAGAUUCGUCAGAAGUGGGAUUCGGAGGAUAUGUUUACGACUAGAAUCUGGGCACCAUGA
This is a messenger RNA of Aspergillus wentii DTO 134E9, 1359 nucleotides long. Its product is annotated as FAD-binding oxidoreductase. The record is from RefSeq and is a predicted model, not a curated record. The coding region runs from base 1 to 1359 and encodes 452 amino acids. NCBI's taxonomy places the organism in Eukaryota, Fungi, Ascomycota, Eurotiomycetes, Eurotiales, Aspergillaceae. The transcript has 4 exons. Gene Ontology annotation, molecular function: FAD binding.